AACCUCUACGACUCAUCCUAUUACAAAGACAACAUUGAAAACACCAUGACUACUCAACCCCCGCACUAUUCUUCCACCUUCGGGACCCCUCACCAGGAUCCCAGCUCCACCACCCCGACGGGCACUCAUCUAACAGGGGCCAACCAGGCGGCCUCUGAACACGACACCACGGGGGUCGGACACCAGACUGCGCCAGUGUCUAGCAGUCACCAGACGUCGUCAACUGGCGCGGGCGCGGGGGGCUCCGAGGCAGCUAAGAAAGGUGAACAGCUCGGACAGGGAGUGCAUUCUACUGUGGCAGGAAUCCAUGGCUUUGGAGAGAGUCUUCGAGGGGGGCUAAAUGCGGCCGUUGACAAAGCCUUUGGCCACGACGAAGGAGUCGCAAAGAAUGCGAAUAUUGCCGAGAAGGGCGAGCGAGAGGUUCAGUCUGGCCAUUUUUCUGGUCAUUGAGAUAUGAUCGUUCUGCUUGAUCGCCCAAUGCAGGCUGUGCGGUUCUAAUACGAUGUUACGGACGAAAUCAUGUUUGAUUAUGACUAUUGAAAGCGAUGUACACUAUGGAGCAUAUGGUUGAUUUGAUAUGAUGAUUUGGCUGUACGAUUCCCGGUUGAGAAACCUGGCCCCACAUACACUUAGAAAUAUAACCACAAUGCCCCAAUCACCAGGCAUGUGGCUUUCUUAAUCUAAAUCAUACCAAUCGACCAGUUUUAACUACA
Messenger RNA from Aspergillus candidus, 713 nucleotides. RefSeq names its product protein dprC (gene dprC). Bases 46 to 450 code for a protein of 134 amino acids. NCBI's taxonomy places the organism in Eukaryota, Fungi, Ascomycota, Eurotiomycetes, Eurotiales, Aspergillaceae. The record is from RefSeq and is a predicted model, not a curated record. The transcript is spliced from 2 exons.